This is a messenger RNA of Lemur catta (Ring-tailed lemur), 2187 nucleotides long. It is a transcript of the gene PBX2, whose product is annotated as PBX homeobox 2. The coding region runs from base 287 to 1579 and encodes 430 amino acids. Gene Ontology annotation, biological process: regulation of transcription by RNA polymerase II; animal organ morphogenesis; embryonic organ development. The transcript is spliced from 9 exons. NCBI's taxonomy places the organism in Eukaryota, Metazoa, Chordata, Mammalia, Primates, Lemuridae. Gene Ontology annotation, molecular function: DNA-binding transcription factor activity, RNA polymerase II-specific; RNA polymerase II cis-regulatory region sequence-specific DNA binding. The record is from RefSeq and is a predicted model, not a curated record. Gene Ontology annotation, cellular component: nucleus.
CUCCUCCCUCCUCCCUCCCUCUCUCUCACACACCCCCGCUUGGGCCUCCUCUCUCUCUCCGGCUCCAUUUUCUCCGCCGCCGGGGGCCGGGGUCUCCUGUGGGGGACCCAGCUGGUACCCCAGGUCUCCCUUCAGUGCCGGGGUGAACCCCAGGGGAGCCGGGAGGGGGGAAGACGGGCGGGGGUUGGGGCGGAGGGAGCAGCGGCCCCAGCGAGUUUGGGGGGGGAAGUAACCCGGCGGGGGGAGGGGCGGAGCAGGGAGGGGGCCUCAGGGCCCCCCCCCAGCUAUGGACGAGCGGCUGCUGGGGCCGCCCCCUCCAGGCGGGGGCCGGGGGGGCCUGGGAUUGGUGGGUGGGGAGCCUGGGGGCCCUGGCGAGCCUCCCGGUGGCGGAGACCCCGGUGGGGGUAGCGGGGGGGUCCCGGGAGGCCGAGGGAAGCAAGACAUCGGGGACAUUCUGCAGCAGAUAAUGACCAUCACCGACCAGAGCCUGGACGAGGCUCAGGCCAAGAAACACGCCCUAAACUGCCACCGAAUGAAGCCUGCUCUCUUUAGCGUCCUGUGUGAAAUCAAGGAGAAAACCGGCCUCAGCAUUCGAAGCUCCCAAGAGGAGGAGCCGGUGGACCCACAGCUGAUGCGCUUGGACAACAUGCUUCUGGCAGAGGGUGUGGCUGGGCCUGAGAAAGGGGGGGGCUCAGCUGCAGCAGCUGCAGCCGCUGCAGCCUCCGGGGGCGGCGUGUCCCCUGACAACUCCAUCGAACACUCGGACUAUCGCAGCAAACUUGCCCAGAUCCGCCACAUCUACCACUCGGAGCUGGAGAAGUAUGAACAGGCAUGUAAUGAGUUCACUACCCACGUCAUGAACCUGCUGAGGGAGCAAAGCCGCACGAGGCCAGUGGCACCCAAAGAGAUGGAGCGCAUGGUGAGCAUCAUCCACCGGAAGUUCAGCGCCAUCCAGAUGCAGCUCAAGCAGAGCACCUGCGAGGCUGUCAUGAUCCUGCGUUCCCGCUUCCUGGAUGCCAGACGAAAGCGCCGUAACUUCAGCAAACAGGCCACUGAGGUCCUAAAUGAGUAUUUCUACUCCCACCUGAGUAACCCAUAUCCUAGUGAGGAGGCCAAAGAGGAGCUCGCCAAGAAAUGUGGCAUUACUGUCUCUCAGGUCUCCAACUGGUUUGGCAACAAGCGCAUUCGCUAUAAGAAAAAUAUCGGAAAGUUCCAAGAAGAGGCAAACAUCUAUGCCGUCAAGACUGCUGUGUCAGUCACCCAGGGGGGCCACAGCCGCACCAGCUCCCCGACACCCCCUUCCUCUGCAGGCUCUGGUGGCUCUUUCAAUCUCUCAGGAUCCGGAGACAUGUUCCUGGGGAUGCCUGGGCUCAAUGGAGAUUCCUAUUCUGCUUCCCAGGUGGAAUCACUCCGACACUCGAUGGGGCCAGGGGGCUACGGGGACAACCUUGGGGCAGGCCAGAUGUACAGCCCUCGGGAAAUGAGGGCAAACGGCAGCUGGCAGGAGGCUGUGACCCCCUCUUCAGUGACAUCCCCAACAGAGGGACCAGGGAGUGUUCACUCAGACACCUCCAACUGAUCUCGCCCCUCAGGGUCACGGGUGGGGGCUCUCACAAGGCAACUCUGGAAGAAGACAUGGGCAUCCAGAAGACAAACCCCAAAUACAAGAGAAGCACAAGACAGAGAAGGGCGAAUAGGGUCGUCUCCGCCCCAACUAGACUCUCAGUGCUGGGGGUGCUAACUACAUGGCAGGAAGAAUGGGGCCCCGAAGGGAGAGUGGGGUCUGUCGUCCCCUUCUAUCUUUUUUGUCUCUUACACAAACACACUCAGAAAACUCUUUCUCGGAGCCCUUCUCUCUCUCUCCCCAUACACUCCCACAUACUCUCUCUGGGCUCCCCCACCCCACGUACAUGUUCUGGAAUCCGUGGAGACACCAGUCCUGCCCGACCAGAGAUGCCAAAAAUGGGGACAUGACUUCUGGACAGAGGACAUGGGCCGCAGCCCCUGUGCUUCCCCACCCCUUGCCCCUCCAGACGGCUUUAUUACCUCAUACGCAGCUCAUCCUAAACCAAUAGAACCGCUCGGUGGACGAGAGUGUCUGACUCAGAUAUCUACCUCGGAGGGAGUUUCUGCUACUUUAGGGAAUUAUUGAUGGGGCUUUGGGGCUGAACUUUUUUUUUUUUUUUU